Messenger RNA from Cucurbita maxima (winter squash), 2130 nucleotides. Its product is annotated as potassium channel AKT2/3-like. Gene Ontology annotation, cellular component: membrane. Lineage: Eukaryota; Viridiplantae; Streptophyta; Magnoliopsida; Cucurbitales; Cucurbitaceae. The record is from RefSeq and is a predicted model, not a curated record. Gene Ontology annotation, biological process: transmembrane transport; potassium ion transport. The transcript is spliced from 9 exons. Gene Ontology annotation, molecular function: voltage-gated potassium channel activity. The coding region runs from base 93 to 1976 and encodes 627 amino acids.
AUAAUGCCACAAAGUUUUCACUCUCCCCUUCAAUUUCCUCAUAGCCUCAAAAACAUUCUCAUUUUCCUCUCUAGCUAAGUUUGUGGGUAUCCAUGGACGUGGAGUCCUCCCGUUGGUCUCGGGCGGCUGAGAAAGAUGGCGGUAACAAGAAGGAAGAGAAGCACGGGAGUGACGAGAAGGACGACGCCGACAUGCCGUCGUCGUUGAACCUUAGAGAGCUUUCUAAAGUUAUACUUCCACCUUUGGGAGUGUCGAGCUUCACUGAUGGAAGUAAAUUUAAGGGUAAUAAAUGGAUCAUCUCUCCUAUGAGUUCAAGAUAUAGGUGGUGGCAGUCGUUCAUGGUGGUCUUGGUUGCUUACUCGGUGUGGGUGUAUCCAUUGGAAGUGGCGUUCAAGGAUGCAAUUCCGAAGCGGGAAUUAUUAAUUGCAGACAAUUUUGUCGAUCUCUUCUUCGCCUUCGACAUCUUCCUCACCUUCUUCGUUGCUUACAUUGAUCAUCGGACUCAGCUUCUUGUUCGUGAUUCUAAGAAGAUAGCUAUCAGGUACUUGUCAACAUGGUUCUUGAUGGAUUUGGCAUCAACAAUCCCAUUUGAGACAAUUGGAUACCUUUUUGUUAGCAACUAUAAUGGUGGUCUCCCUUAUGCCCUCCUGGGAUUGCUCAAGUUUUGGCGACUACGACGUGUCAAGCAAUUUUUCACAAGGCUAGAGAAGGACAUUAGAUUCAGCUACUUUUUGGUUCGAUGUGCUAGGCUUCUAUCUGUUACUUUGUUUUACGUCCACUGUGCCGGAUGCCUCUACUACUUGUUGGCUGACAGAUAUCCAAAUGAAGGACAGACCUGGAUUGGAACCAUGAAUCCAAAUUUUAAAGAGAUUAGCUUUGGAGUGAGAUAUAUUUCAGCCUUGUAUUGGUCUAUCACCACCAUGACGACUGUUGGUUAUGGUGAUCUUCAUGCUGUGAACAUUGUAGAGAUGAUCUUCAUCAUUUUCUACAUGCUCUUCAAUCUCGGCUUAACCGCUUACUUGAUCGGUAACAUGACGAACUUAGUCGUCGAAGGAACUCGUCGCACGAUGGAAUUUAGAAACAACAUCGAAAUGGCGUCAAACUUUGUUAACCGUAACCGGCUGCCUUCGAGAUUGAAGGAACAGAUAUUGGCAUAUAUGUGUUUGAGAUUCAAGGCAGAGAGCCUAAAUCAACAACAGCUGAUUGAUCAGCUUCCAAAGUCGAUAUGUAAAAACAUCUGUCAGCAAUUGUUUUUGCCAACAGUGGAGAAAGUCUACCUCUUCAAGGGUGUCUCAAAGGAAACACUUGCAUUGCUGGUAGCAAAGAUGAAAGCUGAGUAUAUACCUCCGAAGGAGGACGUGAUUAUACAUAGCGAAACCCCUGAUGAAGUUUAUAUCAUCGUGUCCGGGGAAAUCGAAAUUAUCGACUGUGAGAUGGAGCGGGAGCAGAUUGUUGGGACACUACAGUGUGGCAGUAUGUUUGGGGAAGUUGGAGCACUUUGUUGCAAAAACCAAAAUCUUACAUACAGAACCAAAACUCUUUCACAGCUCUUGAGGCUUAAAACAAGUAUACUACAAGAAGCUAUGCAUGUCAGGCAAGACGACAGUAUGGUCAUUGUCAAGAACUUCCAUCAGGAAAGGCAGGCCAGCCACAGAAUCACCAUAGAAGGUUCAGUUGAAAAAGAAACGCCCGCGUUCAAUGAAGAAAAGGAUCAAAGUUUCAACUGGAAACACUCCAUUGAAUUAGACUUUGCUAGAGUAAAUGUAUACAAAGGCCAUCCAGUAGCCAGAAAACAGGCUUCUUGUGAAGAUCCUGGAAAGCUCAUCAGAUUGCCACAUUCAAUGGAGGAGCUCAAAAGAGUUGCAGGUGAAAAGCUUGGAUUUGAUGCAAGAAAUGCUGUUUUGACAAAUGAAGAAGGCUCUGAAAUUGACUCCAUUGAUGUGGUAAGGGAUAAUGAUAAGCUUUUCUUUUCAUAGUUGCAGAUGAUGAAUCUCUGUAAUCUGAGGCUAUGAAAAUAAAUAGGUAUUAGAUAACCAAGGGGGCAUUUUCCAGCAAAAACAAAAAGGGAAUGCCUCACCAAUCAUCUUUUUGUACUGAAUAUUUGUUUUCAACCAAGUCUUAACCGGUUGA